This is a messenger RNA of Lactuca virosa, 1088 nucleotides long. The record is from the annotation of a GenBank genome assembly. NCBI's taxonomy places the organism in Eukaryota, Viridiplantae, Streptophyta, Magnoliopsida, Asterales, Asteraceae.
GGACUCUUUUUCCAACUCCUGGCUUCAACCCUCUUUCUCUGCAGGGUUUCUGUCCUCAAUCUUUUACCUCCCUAUCUAACAACGGCACCUUCUCGCUUUCUUGUUGGUUUUCCCUACAAAAAUGGUGUGCAAAAGGCAGAUAUUAGCUCGCAAACGAUUCAAGGAAGAGCACCCGGAACUGUUUCCUAAACCCCAGCCCACACAGCCACAGGAUCCGAAUAAGAAGAAGAAAAAGAAGAAGAGUAAUUUCAAGCUCAAGAAAUCAGAUUCCACUGACCCGAGCAAAUCCAGGAGACCUGCAUACAAAAAACACCCUCUCAGAGUGCCCGGAAUGAGACCCGGUGAUAGCUGUUUCAUCUGUAAAGCUGAUAAUCAUAUUGCCAAAAAUUGCCCGGAGAAAGAUCAAUGGGAAAAACACAAGAUAUGUUUGUUAUGUCGGCAACGUGGCCACAGUCUCAAGAACUGCCCCAAGAAAAGUGGAGAGGAUGUUGAUGACAAGUUAUGUUAUAAUUGUGGAGACUUUGGACAUUCUUUGGCUCUAUGUCCUCAACCACUUCAAGAUGGGGGAACAAAAUAUGCAUCAUGCUUUAUAUGUAAAGAACGAGGACAUUUGAGUAAGGAUUGUCCUAAAAACGCUCAUGGAAUAUAUCCGAAGGGAGGUUGUUGCAAAGUAUGUGGGGGUGUGACACAUUUGGCUAAAGAUUGUCCAAACAAAAGCAAUAGAAGUGAUUCUGCCAAAAGAUCAACUGGGAUAGGAGCAGUUGCAAGAGGGCAGGUGACCAAAUUUGCAAGUGGUGAUGAUCUUGAGGAUGAUUUCAGCAUGAUUGAAGAUGAUAAAGAGAAGAAGACUUUUGAGCCCAAAGCUGAUAUUGUUUCUAACGAAUCCAAACCAAAGAAGAAACAAGGAACAAAAGUGGUAAACUUUGUGGGUUAAAGAUUGAUUAAACCUUCAAUCCUUUGUGGAUGCAGUUUUGAACUCUUUAGAUAUGUUUAUUUUAUGAAUUAGUGAGAGUGUAAAAUUAAUAUCAAGAUUCAAGAGGUAGUAUAUGGUUUCCUAACAUGAUGUUGCAAACCUGAUUUGAAAAUGG